AUGGCCUCCUCCAUCCUCCAACUGUCUCCGCAUCAAUCAGACAACUCAUCUCCCCCCAACCACAUCCAACUCCACCCAGAAGACCCAUCUGAUUCAACCACCAAGGUCGCAUACGACCUCCGUCGGCUCAAAGUCUACUCAUCCUGCCUCCGCUGCCGCACAAAGAAAGUAAAGUGUGAUCGCAAAGAACCCUGCUCCCGCUGCCAAAAACACAACGUCGAGUGCUCCUACCGUGAACUCACCUCCGUCCAGCUCGACAUUCGCCAGUUCCAGCGACACCUCAACAGCCCCAAAAUCAGAAAGGACGGCGCCGGCAUCAUCACCGCAACCGCCACUCCCGUCAUCGCCUCUUCUUCUCAUGCCUCUCCCUCCAACUCGCUCUCUCCAGCCCCUGCUGCUUCUUCGUCUACAAUUACCUUUUCCUCCGCCCAUACGCCCCCAAUAAUCCACUUCAACAUCCACAACAAUAAUAAUAACAACAAUAGUAAUUGCCCGGUCGAUUAUACCGCCGAUGCUAUCCCUCCUUCGUCUACCUCGCCAUCAACAAGCAAGACCAACAGCAACAGCAACAGCCCCUCAGUCCGGAAAGGGAUGAUGAUGACAAAAUCCGACUCGUCGUCCAUCAACUCUUGUAUCGACGCAGAGUCCUGUGCCAACCUCCUCCUUGCAGUCUCGGCCAAGAACAUCAACACCAAGACAACAGCCGCAACAACAGGACCAACAGCUAUUGACCGUGUCCGCAUCCACAAAAUCCACCGUCGCAAGCUCUCGUCCAAACCAACAAAGCCUGUACCCGACUGUAUCUACGGGAACAGCAGCAUGUGUAUGGAACUCUCGGACAUCAACGAUCACGUUGAUAAGGUGAAGCUCUCGGAUUCUUCGCCAUCACGCCCCUCCCCUCCUCCUAUCGCAACCUCAAACCCAGCCUCCGUCUCCGUCUCCGUCGCCGCCCCUGCCUACAGACGCUUCUCCUCCGACAGUGAUGAUAUCGAGGACGACAAUGCCAAUGUGCCCAUCUGGCGGGCCCAGGCAGUUGGCAAACAUACCCAGACCGUCCACGAACAGGACAUGGCCGAGGCAUUUGGCCUGGCUGCCUACCUCAAGGCCAAGGAGAUGGAGAUCUCCCAGGACCCCGGUCGUGCUGGCCAGACCAUCGAUUACGAGAAGGAACUGGAGCGCGCCUUGGCGCAGCGGAUGCCAUCGUCCUUCUCUCGACCUGACCGCUCGCGCUCACGUGCAGAGAAGAAUGGUCAGCCAGCCUACAACCAGGCCACGCCCUACGCCCGUCCCUCCUACUGCCAGCUCUCCCCUUCCCCCUCGUCCUCGGCAUCUGCCAGAGCAGGUUCGCCUUCCAGCAAUAAUGCUGCUUCUUACACCCAGCAGCAGCCACCGCCUACGGCUCAGUGCUGCUGUCAGAUCGCCGCUAUGCAAGGUCAGGCCCUUGGGUCUUGCCCUUACUCGAAUGUGAGCCACGGUGGAUAUGAGAAUAGCCACAGCAAACCUAUGCUUGCCUCUCCACCUCAGUCCACCCGGUCUGCAACGGUCGAGCAUGACGAAUCGGCUCGCAUCGCCUAUUCCCCCUCCUACUCGCCCUCCUACGUCCCCAGGGACACCGCCUCAGUCUCAGAGUCGACAACAACAUCAUCAUUAUCGUCGUUCUUUACGUUGCCGCAACUUAAGAUCUCUUCCAACUGGCCCCCUUCUUCAGGAACAAAGCUGCCCUCGAUGCUUACUUCCCCUACGUCGCCCUGCUCUCCUCCGAUGAGGAUGGAUCUCUCAUCGCCAAGAACCGAAUUGGCCCCCAUCCGUCUCCCUGUCUCUGCCCCUGCCCCUGUCUCUGCAUCUAGUCAGUUUGAGGUCGGAAGGGACGAUGCGGAACCUGUCCAGAUCGACUGCAAGUACAACGAGCCCAACGUCGAUGCCUGGGACAUGAUCGAGAAGCCCAUCUCACGGACUGUCCCAUUAACCACCAAACGUGGCCGUUCCAUCAAGAUGGAGAUGGGCUGGAUCCUUUCUUAA
Linnemannia hyalina is the source of this 2019-nucleotide messenger RNA. The record is from the annotation of a GenBank genome assembly. NCBI's taxonomy places the organism in Eukaryota, Fungi, Mortierellomycota, Mortierellomycetes, Mortierellales, Mortierellaceae.